Molecule: messenger RNA, 1170 nt
Organism: Parastagonospora nodorum SN15
Lineage: Eukaryota; Fungi; Ascomycota; Dothideomycetes; Pleosporales; Phaeosphaeriaceae
Exons: 1
Coding region: 1-1170 (389 amino acids)
Source: RefSeq, a predicted model, not a curated record
AUGCUCGACACUACACCGUCAUCAGACACGAGGUGGCCCUCCAAAAGAGAAGGCCACAAGACGUAUGACGAGCAAAAGACUGGGCGCGGAGGAGGCUUUGGUGGUCUGGGCGCAUUUACGACUGCUCAUACGGAUCGUAUCAAUGAUCUCGCCCACCGCCUAGGCCGAAAGAUGACUGAGUCGCCACGCACACAAGCACGCCAGAAGCGGAGUAUUCACAUCCCGGCACCUGCACCUGCACAUCGCCAAUCCGUGUCUGCGAAUCGAGGUGACCGGAGUUCGCGCAACUAUAUGCGUGUCCAGACGCCGCCACCCGUUCCAAUCAUCUCUUCGCCUGUAAGCAGGACAGACACAACUUCUGCAGAUUCUACAGUCUACACAGUCCGAUACCAUCCGAUAAGCGAAACACCACCCCCUCUCCCACCGGGCACCGCAGAAGGCCGCUCAAAUCGAAACGAGAUGCCCUCGGAAACGCAAACACAAACACAAACACAAACACAAACACAAAACCAACACAACCAACACUCUGCUACCGACCCUGAAGACCCCGAGAAGGGUGCGAAUGUGCAUGGAACUGCGGCCGCCAACAAAAGUAAAUGGCAUUGGCAAGCAGUUGCGAAUACGUUUCGCCGCCAUGGUCGUACCCCACCGCAAGAAUUGCAAAGAGGGCGAGUAAUUGAACCACUUGCAGUUGAUGAUGUAGCCGCAAACAUUCCACCACGAAACUACAGUGGCCUUGCACUGGCGGACCGAUUGGGAACGUUUGCCGCACAACAAGGAGAACGCUUCCGGGCAAAGAAGAGGAAUGAUAUGCAAGCCGAAGCCACGCUGCCCGUGACUAUCAUACCCGCCCAGCCCCGUGGUCAGACCUGGUCGCCUGAUAUUAUAGUUCAGCAGCAACGAGGCCACCACGAAGAGACUUCUGCAACAGCUGGUUUGAAUCUCACCAGAGUUCCAACCGCCAUCGAAGAGGAAGAUAUAUCUUCACCCACGCAAUCAUCUGGAGGCACACGGUCGAGUGAUUCCGCGCUGAACUCGUCUUCGCCAGUUGGAUCGAGCCGUGCGUCUCACGUGCGAUUUGCGUCAAACAUCGCACUCCAUGCGAACGGCAGUUCCGACGUCUUGGGCAACCAGACCGUGGCUCACUCAAGCACAAAUCACGACAGAUAG